Bombyx mori (domestic silkworm) is the source of this 1674-nucleotide messenger RNA. RefSeq names its product RNA-binding protein MEX3D. The transcript has 2 exons. NCBI's taxonomy places the organism in Eukaryota, Metazoa, Arthropoda, Insecta, Lepidoptera, Bombycidae. Gene Ontology annotation, molecular function: RNA binding. Bases 432 to 1553 code for a protein of 373 amino acids. The record is from RefSeq and is a predicted model, not a curated record.
AUAAGAAACAGUGGCGAGUUAGACGUGAAUUAGUUAUCUGAGCUUAUAGUACUUGAAUGUGUUUGUUUAUCAAUAAAUCAUGUUUUUAGUGUUAUCACCGGCGAGCGAGCUCUGCCGUAAAACGUGAGCCCGAAAUAAUUAGGUGGUAGUUGUGUGAUGGUGGCGCAGGGCGGGCGGAAGCUGCGGGCCGCAUCCCAGCCGGGUGCAUCGCCCCGCGCCCCGCGCCCCGCGCCGCGACCACGCACAGCGCCUGCGCCCGCCGGCCGGCGACUCAGUUCCUCAGCGCGCUGCGACGCGAACACACGCGCCCUACAUGAACAAACGCGCACCUUAAAACGAUCGAACGCACCCCGUCUAUUAUUUUUUUAUUCAGUACCAGUGACCGAGAGGGAAACCUCUCCUUAAUCGACAAAAUAGCUUCCCAAGUGGAAAUGCCGACGAGCCUCUUCGGCGAAUUAGGCGGCGGAGGCGGGCUGGUGGAAGACCAGCGCGCGUUCAAGCUGGCUCUGGAGCUGAGCAUGCUGAGCCUGGGCGACAACUUGCCGGCGAGCAACCCGCUGGGGAGCCCGCUCGGGUUCGCGCCUCCUCCGGACGACCGGACCAAGAAGUCGCAGAACAUGACGGAGUGCGUGCCGGUGCCAUCCUCCGAGCACGUCGCCGAGAUCGUCGGACGACAAGGGUGCAAGAUUAAAGCUUUGCGAGCGAAGACUAACACUUACAUCAAGACACCGGUGAGGGGCGAGGAGCCCGUGUUUGUGGUCACCGGCCGCAAGGAGGACGUCGCACGCGCCAAGCGUGAGAUCCUCUCGGCGGCUGAGCACUUCUCUCAGAUUCGCGCGUCGCGCAAGUGCGGGUCCGCGCCCCCGCCACCCGCCGGCGCGCCCGGACACGUCACCGCGCAGGUGCGCGUGCCCUACCGCGUGGUCGGGCUGGUCGUCGGACCCAAGGGUGCCACCAUCAAACGCAUCCAACACACCACUCACACAUACAUAGUCACCCCGUCCCGCGAGCGCGAGCCCGUGUUCGAGGUAACCGGCUUGCCCGAGAGCGUGGAGGCGGCGCGCAAGGAGAUCGAGGCGCACAUCGCCCUGCGCACCGGCGCCGGGAACGCGGGGCCCGCGACGCCGGUCGACGAGAGCGAGCCGCUCGCACAGCUGUACCGGGCCGGGAUCGUCUCGCUGCUGCGGCCAGAACAAGAAGCGGCUUUCUCGUCAGCCGGCUCGUGCUCGUCGGGAGGCUCUUCCGGCCGGCUCGGUGACUUGCUCGGUAUCUGGUCCUCGACCGAGCGCGACGAGGGUCUGGGCGAGUCGCCGUCGUUCGAGUCUCCGGGCGGCGCGGCGGGCGUGUGGGCGUGGGGCCCGACCCGGCCCUCGCCGUCCACGUCUCCGGCCCGCGCGUGCGGGGUGUGCGGGGAGCGCGGCGUGGCGGCGGCGCUGGUGCCGUGCGGACACAACCUGUUCUGCAUGGAGUGCGCGCAGCGGCUGGCGACGGGCGGCGCGCCGUGCCCCGCGUGCUCGUCGCCGGCGCACCAGGCGAUCCGCAUCAUCUCGUAAGGCGCGUGCGAGUCGCGAGGGCGAGGGCCCGGGCCGCGCUCGCCGCCCGCCGCCGCGGGGUCUCGCCCCCUCGCACCUUCUCGACGUGGAGAUCUUUUUUACUCGAAUCGUUAUUAUAAAA